AUGAGUUCAAUUCGACUGUCAUCCCGAUCCGACCGUGGAAUCAAGGACGGCCACAGAAGUACUGUGUUCUCGGACGAUCCCGAGGCUCUCCCUCUCGGUUGGCGCGACGAUACGGAGUCCAGUGGGAGCGGCGACAGGGACGAUGAUGCGACCGCUGAUGAAGAUACAAAGAAAAGAUUUCGAGCGAAAACAGAGUGGUGA
This is a messenger RNA of Penicillium roqueforti, 201 nucleotides long. RefSeq lists its product as uncharacterized. Lineage: Eukaryota; Fungi; Ascomycota; Eurotiomycetes; Eurotiales; Aspergillaceae. The record is from RefSeq and is a predicted model, not a curated record. The coding region runs from base 1 to 201 and encodes 66 amino acids. The transcript is spliced from 3 exons.